Ochotona curzoniae (black-lipped pika) is the source of this 3340-nucleotide messenger RNA. It is a transcript of the gene RRM2B, whose product is annotated as ribonucleotide reductase regulatory TP53 inducible subunit M2B. NCBI's taxonomy places the organism in Eukaryota, Metazoa, Chordata, Mammalia, Lagomorpha, Ochotonidae. The record is from RefSeq and is a predicted model, not a curated record. Gene Ontology annotation, biological process: deoxyribonucleotide biosynthetic process. The coding region runs from base 76 to 1116 and encodes 346 amino acids. The transcript has 9 exons. Gene Ontology annotation, cellular component: cytosol. Gene Ontology annotation, molecular function: ribonucleoside-diphosphate reductase activity, thioredoxin disulfide as acceptor.
AAGUCCCGUCCUAGUUAAGGGUGGCUGGAGGCGCUUGGUUACUUCGUCCCCACUAGCACUGGCGGAGUCUGCGCGAUGGGCGACCCGGAAAGGCCGGAAGCGGCCAGGCCCGAGCAGGUAGAGAGGUUAUCUUCAGAUACCAAUGAAGACGAAGAACCACUCCUAAGGAAGAGUUCUCGCCGGUUUGUCAUCUUUCCAAUCCAGUACCCCGAUAUUUGGAAGAUGUAUAAGCAAGCACAGGCAUCCUUCUGGACUGCAGAAGAGGUUGACUUAUCAAAGGAUCUCCCUCACUGGAACAGGCUCACGUCAGAUGAGAAGUACUUCAUCUCUUACAUAUUGGCCUUUUUUGCAGCCAGUGAUGGAAUUGUAAAUGAAAAUUUGGUGGAGCGCUUUAGUCAGGAGGUGCAAGUUCCAGAGGCCCGCUGUUUCUAUGGCUUUCAAAUCCUCAUCGAGAAUGUUCACUCAGAGAUGUACAGUUUGCUAAUAGACACUUACAUCAGAGAUCCCAAAAAAAGGGAAUUUUUAUUUAAUGCAAUUGAAACAAUGCCAUAUGUUAAGAAAAAAGCAGAUUGGGCACUGCGAUGGAUAGCAGAUAGAAAAUCUACUUUUGGGGAGAGGGUGGUGGCCUUUGCUGCCGUAGAAGGAAUUUUCUUCUCGGGAUCUUUUGCUGCUAUAUUCUGGCUGAAGAAGAGAGGCCUGAUGCCUGGACUCACUUUUUCCAAUGAACUCAUCAGCAGAGAUGAAGGACUGCACUGUGACUUUGCUUGCUUGAUGUUCCAGUAUUUAGUGAAUAAGCCUUCAGAAGAGCGAGUCCGAGAGAUCAUUGUGAACGCUGUGGAAAUUGAGCAGGAGUUUUUAACAGAAGCCUUGCCUGUCGGCCUCAUUGGGAUGAACUGCAUUUUGAUGAAACAGUACAUUGAGUUUGUAGCAGACAGAUUACUCAUGGAACUUGGAUUCGCAAAGGUCUUCCAGGCAGAAAAUCCCUUUGAUUUCAUGGAAAACAUUUCUUUAGAAGGCAAAACAAAUUUCUUUGAGAAACGGGUUUCAGAGUAUCAGCGUUUUGCAGUUAUGGCGGAAACCACAGAUAAUGUCUUCACCUUAGAUGCCGAUUUUUAAAACCCUCUGUAAACCCAUCACUGGAGAGAUAGCAGUAUAUUUUUCCAUGCUUUUUCCCCCACCCCUAAACAUGAAGUAUCUCCUUGAAGAGGGGGCAUUUAUUUAAAAGGAAAUCCCAAACCAACUUCAGUCAAGUUGAUUUAUAUCAAGAUGCUUUUUAUUUUCUUGUAUAACGGCAAGACUGUGACCUACAUGCCCUUGUUUUGUCACCAGAAUGUAAGGUGGCUGGCACUAUGGGGUGAAGGGUAAGAAAUGAGUUUUGGAUUCCAUGCUUGUUCCUUUGUAUGACCCUUAGCAAGACUUCAACAUACUUAUCUUUUAAACGGGUCUAAUAGUAGGUCCUACAUGUGCAAUAUAGAUGUGAGAAUUAAGAUGUGAAAAUAAGUGUUUUGCCAACUACCACCACACCGUUAUUUAUCAUUAUUAUGAUUGUUAGUAGUGUUAAUUACAGUAAUGUGGCAAAAACGCUAUUACCUCCUUAAAGUAAUCGUGAUUCUAGAUCAUUCGAUCUAGAAUUAAGUCCACCUUUGUACUUUUAAUGUCUGGGAGAAGAAUGUAAGGAUUUCCUUAAAAAGAUGAUAACUCUCAUAAACAUGAAAACAGACUUUUUUUUUUUUAAUUUGUUGGAAGGAAAUGUAGUUCUUUGUUGCUUUGGGAAGAAUACCAGUGGAGAAUCCAUGACGUUAUCACAGCAGGUGGCCUUGUGGACACUGAACAAAGCUGUUCUUCAGAAAUGAACAGUGUUGAUGAUUGUCAAAGUUAGCCCUGUAAAAUCCUCAGAACCUGAACGCAUUGGACAGAAGAGCAUUCCCUGAAGACUAUUCUCAGAGCUGUCAGCCUUCCUGGCUCUUGUGGGAGGUAAAGGGAUGUAGCAGUCAGAUGAGAUUGGUAAAUGCUGUGCACGACAUUCCUCUUUCAAAUGCAUAGUUAGUACAUCCAAGACUGGCUCUGCAGUGAGCCUAUGUCAUCGUGUAUAUUACAAACCUCCUUAACACUGAGGUGUUUUUCUCCUGUCGUUAACAUCCUGUUGUGCUAGCGUUCAUCAGAAUAUAAAUGAGGGAAUGCUGUUCUGGCACCAUUACCAUAUAUUAGAAAGGCUGUAUGGACCAAGAAAGGAAGGCCAUGGUAGGGGUUAUUGACCUGUUUCAAACUUGUGCCAAGUUUGCUUCAACUUUUGCUGUGUUUCUUAGUGUAUGUCCUUAAAAACUCUUUGUUGCUGUUAUGAGAGGGCAUUGUGUGUUACAGACUAGAGAUGGUGAGGGUGGCAGAGGUCGGUCCUCAGGAGAUUAAGACCAGAAAUCAAGAGUUCUGAGUGUAGUCUGGCCCCCUCUUCAAUUUCUAAAAGUGUGUUGGGGUCCUGGUUUUCAGCCAACUACUUCAUAAAGCUCUGAAAGUUACCAUUUGGAGAUUUUCUUCUUUAUAUGAGUUUUUCCUGCCCCAUUCAUCCUGCAGUUAUCUAAUUGAUCAAAACUGGGGGUUCUCAAGUGAAACAGCUCGUGCCCUUGUUAUCAGAGAAGAAAUCAGAAAGCAGUGCUGUCUGGUGUAUGAUAGCACCAUUUACUCAGUUGCUGCCUGGUUCAUCUGGUGUUUUUACGUCUCACUUGUUCUCACAGUCUUCCUGAACCUGACAGAGCAGCUACAAUGGCAGUGUUACAGAUGGCGAGAGGAAAGCUCAGCCAUGUCACAGGAGUUGGCCAAGGUCUCAUGGUUACUGCCCCUACUGUAUCAUUUUUUUUGGAAGUUGUCCUGACUUGUAUUUCCAGCCAUCUUGAUUUGAUUGUUGCCUGUUUCCUCAUUGAUUAAAACAUCACAUAGUAGUACAGCAUUUAUAUAUAUGAUGCUUUAAAGGAUCAAAAUACACAGCAACUUUGAAUUAUAUCCAGAUAAUAAGUCCACACAUGUUUAUCCACUGACAUAUUAAACUUAACACUUAAAACCAGUAAUGCCCGAGAGCAGGCAUUUGACACUGCUGGUACCAUGCUGCAUGGGACCCCAGCAUCCCUCAGGGGAAUGCCUGGUUCAGACUCGAGCUUCCUACUAAUGCGCAUUCUGGGAAGGCAGCAAAUGAUGACUUAAGAACUUUAUUCCCUGCCACUCACGUUGAAGAACUGAAUGCAGUUUCUGGCUUCUGGCUUUGGCCUAGCCCAACCUUGAGUGUUGUGGCAAUUGGCCAUGAACCAGCAGGUGGAAGAUUUGGCUGUCUGCAGGUCUCUCUUCUUUCAAA